ACCGUUGUCGAAUCCUGUGCCUACAACCCAAGCCCAUCGGUGCCAGGUACUACUUUGAUCAAGCGUAACGUAUCCAUCCAGUCCAAUCUCAAUGCUGUUUUACGGCCAGCGCUUGUGACGUUUUUGAUUAGUCGAUACCGGUCAUCUUCAAAAGCCUCCUUCCUUGGCUUUGAAUACAUUUGUAAAUUCUACGACAAAAACUCCUCACACUUGACAUCAAAUCUCUCAAGUCGACCCAAGGUUAGUGAUGUGAUCAAGAAUGCUGCUCGCAAUCGGAGCAAAGAGUUCGCCGCAAACGCACUGCCGCGUGUAGUUUCACCUUCCAACCUUGAAGCGCCAAGUGCAGUUAUUGCAACCUUCCUGCUCUUGCGCGAAUCUGUGCGCUUCCAUACUGCGUUUCCGACAGCACUCCCGAUAUUUCUCCCGCCAACCCUACCAAUUCACUUUCCACAGCUUUAUACGUCUAGUGACGUUCACUCGAAACAAACGAGAAGGGAAAGUUUGAAAGAUCCAUCAUAG
This is a messenger RNA of Opisthorchis viverrini, 519 nucleotides long. RefSeq lists its product as hypothetical. The record is from RefSeq and is a predicted model, not a curated record. The transcript is spliced from 3 exons. The annotation marks the transcript as partial. Lineage: Eukaryota; Metazoa; Platyhelminthes; Trematoda; Opisthorchiida; Opisthorchiidae.